AUGAGAGUGGAUGGCUUCAGAAGUCUUAAAGCUGAAGAUUACUUGAUGGUUCUAAGUAUUAUCUUCUACACCAUCCAGACGACCCUCGCCUACAACAUUGGGACACUUGCGCAUGGUCUUGCCAACAAUGGGAUUUCAAACGCAGAACGUGCUGCGAUAUCGCCUAGUGAUCCAGAAUAUGAUCUCAGGGUCAUCGGCUCCAAAAUCCAGGUGGCAGGCUGGACCAUCUACUCAGCCCUCAUUUGGUCCUUGAAGUUAUCCAUGCUUUACUUUUAUACUCGCCUUACGAACGGUCUCGGGCGACGGUAUCGCAUCCGUAUAUAUGUUGGGUUCGGGUUGGUGAUUGGUACCUUUGUCGCAACCAUGAUAGCAAUUUUCGCUGGAUGUCGGCCGUUCAGUAACUACUGGCAGAUCACCCCAGAUCCCGGCAAUUCUUGUCAAGCCGCCAUUUCGAAACCCAUCGUCUGGGCCUCAUUUGCCUCUAACGUCUCGACUGACAUAUAUUUGAUCGCCAUUCCGCUUCCGAUGCUCUGGGGAUCUAGUCUUAAGACGAUAAAGAAGAUCGCCUCCAGCAUUGUCCUUGGUUCGGGUAUUUUUGUGCUCGUCUGCGCCACCUUGAAAAGUGUUUUCGUUUUAAUAGACCCUGUCCAUGGAGCUCAGCUGGCUGGCGUUUGGGGUACACGUGAAGCCUUCGUCGCCGUAAUGACAACUAAUCUACCAAUUCUGUUCCCACUGUUCAGAAUUUGGCUCACACCAGUUUUCGGAAGUAUACUACGCUCUUCGCACCAGACAUCAUAUCAGUAUCCCACCGGAUUUCAGACUAUCGGUGGUGGGGGCCGAAGUGGCAAGACUAGUGACCCCAGUCGUCGAGGGCCCCUGACUGCAAACCCAAUAUCGGGAAACAUGUCGUUCAAUAACAGUGAGGAGCGCAUUGUCAAGGUAGAGGCGCACGGCAUGACCGACUUGGAUCAUGGAGGAAACAGCGGCGUUCAAAAGGGUAUCAUGGUUUCGAACAUGGUGAAGAUAGUUCUUGAAGAUAAAAAGGAUGGAGGAAGUCGAGGCAGAAGUGACUCUGAGAGGUCAUGGUAG
Molecule: messenger RNA, 1089 nt
Organism: Fusarium poae
Lineage: Eukaryota; Fungi; Ascomycota; Sordariomycetes; Hypocreales; Nectriaceae
Exons: 6
Coding region: 1-1089 (362 amino acids)
Source: RefSeq, a predicted model, not a curated record